Messenger RNA from Hibiscus syriacus, 1624 nucleotides. RefSeq lists its product as uncharacterized. Lineage: Eukaryota; Viridiplantae; Streptophyta; Magnoliopsida; Malvales; Malvaceae. The record is from RefSeq and is a predicted model, not a curated record. Bases 867 to 1376 code for a protein of 169 amino acids. The transcript is spliced from 2 exons.
ACAAGAUAUGGUUUUAUUUUAUUUAUUCUCUUCAUAAUUAACAGAGAAUCGUUAUGGCUAAGUUUGUAAACUGUCCAUCUAACAUCCAUGCAUAUUGCUUAUCACUGCCAUAUGCCAUAUGCUAUUCUUGUGAAGAUAUGGUUCAGUCUCUUUUCAACCAAAUGACAAUUGUAAUGAGAAAAGACAGCUCUAUUUGGGUAUAACCCAAUACCAACUUUAGUAUUAUCCAUUGGACUAAAUGUUCAAACAUAUUAACUAUGAUGGUUGCUAAAGAGUGUGUAAUAAAAUUGUAGAAGGAAAACAGAUAAAGACUUGAAACUAAGAACUGUUUCUUGAAGAACCCAUUAAAGAAGGAAUGAUGUUCUCUAUGAUGUUUCUUGGAAUCUUCAUAGAAAGUUUUCCAAGUAUGUGUUAAGAUCAAUGAAGCAUACGGGGAUUGGUCCCAGAAAAGAGGGUUAUUUGUUUAUAUAUUUUUUAUUUUAUAGAUUAUGGUAUAGCUUUAGAGCAAAGGAAAGCUUCUUAGUAACUUCACCCUCGUCCAGUCCAAGAGAAAACAGUAAAAAUAAAUAAAUAACUACUACUUGCAGGAUUUUGUAUUCAAAACUGGUCAUCAUUGACAUUGAAUGCCAAUUCUGGCCAGAGAAGAGAGAGAGAGAGGGAGGGAGAGCCAAUUAACAUUACAUGACAAAAAAAUCACAUCAUGGGCAUAACAUGCAUGAAUUCAGAAGAAGAAAAAAACAUACAUAAACUCCCCUUGAUACCCUAUAUAUUGGUAAGUUGUAUUAGUCUAAGAGGGUCCCAAUAGAAUUUAUUUCUUUUGUAUUUUUACUUUGGUUUCAUUCUUUUCUAUGUUGUUUUGAAAGCUCAUGGCAUGCUUAGACAUGUAUAAUUCCGAGCACAAAAGUCAUCAUCACUGCCCCCCAAUGAGUCCAAGAAUCUCUUUCUCAAAUGAUUUUGUUGAGACUCAACAGAUUAUGAAGCAAGAAAGGAACUCGAGAGAAUCUCCUCCAGUGUCCUCAGACUUUGAAUUCUCAGUGUCAAACUAUUCCAUGAUGAGUGCUGAUGAGCUUUUCUUUAAGGGUAAGCUGUUGCCAUUUAACGAUAAUUGCAGCAAUCAAAUGCAAAGGACAUUGAGAGAAAAGCUUCUUGCUGGGGACGAUGAUGAUGAUGAUAAUGUAACAUUGACCCCUCCUAAGGGUUCCACAAGGUGGAAGGGGUUUCUGGGUCUCAAGAGAACCCACACUGGUUCCAAAAAAGUUGACAAGAAUGAAGGUUCUAUGGAGAAAAUGGGUGACAGUAAAAGGUCUGCUUUUGUUCAUGAGGAACUUUUAUCUGAAGGAGGACCAAAUUGCAGGAAUGUGGAGAUUGGGAUAUAGUUACAAUUCUUGAAGGGGUUCAGAACUUGUAGAAAUGUGGAACAUUUUUUAUUUUUUGAAAAAAAAAAGGUUUGUGGGGCUGCUUUAAAUCUUUUUUCCCCUUCAUUUGGGAUUUAGUUUUCUUAUUUUUCAUUUGUUUUUCUCAAAGGAUUUGGUGUUUAGGUGUUUCUUUGCGCAAAAUGUUUGCAGUUUAAGAAGUUCCUGUAAUGUUCAGCAAUUGGUAGAUCUCUAUUAAGUCAUGGUUUUAU